Messenger RNA from Orbicella faveolata, 896 nucleotides. RefSeq lists its product as uncharacterized. The record is from RefSeq and is a predicted model, not a curated record. Lineage: Eukaryota; Metazoa; Cnidaria; Anthozoa; Scleractinia; Merulinidae.
AUUAAUUCGAGAAAUGGCGAUUCCAUAGUACUUGGUUAUAGCUUCCGUUUUCCGCACAAGGCAUUGACCUCCACUCCCACUGACCUGUUGAGACUAACACAGUUGAUGUCUUCAAUGCUCCUCCGCACAACAUAAUUUUCACGAGAAAAAUCAUGCUUCUGACCGUGGUGUUCGUCAGUCUUGUUGGUCAGAUUUUUUUCAAAAAUGUGGCUUGUGCUGAUCCAUACACACCAAAGGGGAAAGGAAACGCUGUUGUUACGGAAGUCGUGGACAUGAUCAAUAAUUUGGGAAUAUUUCCAAGCGAUCACAAGUUCCUCUGCCGCGUAGCCUGGGUCGAGUCAAAAUACGGACAGGCAAGUGGUACCUACAGGCCGGGGUACUAUGGUGGAAUUUGGCAGGUUGACCUCAUUGGUUAUCGUGAGACUGUUCUUCAGCAAGGACUAAAGAAGUACUGGGACAAAAUUAAAGUCAAACUCGGCAUCGACUGGACCAAGACUCAAUGGGAAGAUUUGGAGAAACCGCUGUACUCUGGACUGGCUGCUCGGUUGUUCCUGGCCAGAAUUCCUGCUCCUAUUCCGUCUGAUCUUUCUUCUCAAGCUCUGUACUGGAAGACUUACUACAACACUUCAGCUGGGAAAGGAACUGUGCAGAAGUUUAUUAAUGAUGUGAAGCAGGCAACAGGCUGUGCUGCCUAAGAAAGGAAUUGAAGCUGUUAUGCGUAUUUCAAGUGUUUUGUCAUGUGUCGUGAGAUUCAAGAUUUCUAAAAUUACUAGACAAUAAUACUUUUAAUUUCUUCCGCUAAGAGGUCUAAAUGUGUAGUCUACGGUUUUUGCUUUAAGGAAAAUUGUAAAAUGCAACCGAGAACAUAAACUAAGUAAACAUUAAUUUGAAGAAAA